Molecule: messenger RNA, 3689 nt
Organism: Orussus abietinus
Lineage: Eukaryota; Metazoa; Arthropoda; Insecta; Hymenoptera; Orussidae
Gene: Hip1
Product: huntingtin-interacting protein 1
Exons: 18
Coding region: 280-3198 (972 amino acids)
Biological process (GO): actin filament organization; clathrin coat assembly; endocytosis
Cellular component (GO): actin cortical patch; clathrin-coated vesicle
Molecular function (GO): actin filament binding; phosphatidylinositol-3,5-bisphosphate binding; clathrin light chain binding
Source: RefSeq, a predicted model, not a curated record
UCGUGGUCGUUGACUGUCAUCGUUGGUCAUUAUCGUUAGUCAUUGUCAUCGACAAGAAUCGCGGUCGUUGCUGUGCGUCGCUGGCUGUCAUUGCCGUCGACAGAGUGCACGCAGGCGAGGCAGGCGACACGGAAGUGGGCCUUAAUCGGGCCGGAACUGGCCGGAACUGGCCGGAACUCGGCAUGGCUUUAGGAGUGUUUCGAGUGAUGCUGCUGCCCGCGAGACUCGCCCGCUGAGGAGCAAACUUGUGGCCCUGGAAAUCUGGAACGAGUUCGAGAAAUGGCUUCGCUCUCCCUACCUCGGGUCCUGCAGCAGAGGAAGACCAGUUUAGACCUCGAGCGCGAGCAUUUCGAAAAAUUCCAGAGCAUCAGCAUUGGGAAAGCGAUAAAUCCCACCGAGACUCCCGUCAAAGAGAAACAUGUACGCAGUGCAAUCAUUGGGACGUUUCAAGAAAAGAGCGGUUCCAUCUUUUGGAUGUUCAUACUCCGACAGCCACUCCAGGAGAAUCGCAUCGUAGCUUGGAAGUUCUGCCAUGUGUUGCACAAGGUGCUUCGAGAGGGUCACCCACGAGUCAUACCUGACUCUCAACGACACCGAGGGAAGUUGGAGGAUAUCGGAAAGUUAUGGCAACACUUGCGCGAGGGCUACGGACGCUUGAUUCACCUCUACAUUCGCCUGUUGAUCACAAAGUUGGAUUUCCACAAGCGCAAUCCUCGCUUACCAGGGAAUUUGCAAGUAACAGCCGAAGAAUUGGAGGCGAUCGGCGAGAACGACAUUAACGUGUACUUUCAGAUGACCGUGGAGAUGUUCGACUAUAUGGACGAUAUCCUCAACUUGCAGCGAGCAGUGUUCGGCUCCUUGGACUUAUCCCGCUCCAAUUCGAUGACGCCGUGUGGACAAUGUCGACUAGCCCCUCUUAUUCCUUGCAUCCAGGACGCUUCGCAACUCUACGAUUACUGCGUGAAGAUGCUCUUCAAGCUCCACGGUGCCCUUCCGGCAGACACGCUCGCCGGACAUCGCGACCGCUUUUUCAAGCAGUUUCAGGAACUGAAGGGCUUCUACAAUACGGUCAAGCACAUGCAAUACUUCAAGCACCUCAUUACCAUUCCAUCGCUGCCGGAAAAUCCGCCGAAUUUCCUGAUCCAGUCCGAGCUUCGGACGUACGUCACACCUGUUGUGGUUCUCCCACCGGAGGAAUCGGUUGACAGCGAAACCGUGGUUGACAGCCUUAUUGACACCUCCGAUUCCAUCUCGCUCCAGGGAGAUCAUUUGGACUCUGUUGGAAACGGUUCCAUCUCUCCAGACGUUUUAGCAGAAAGGGACAGUCUCAUCGAUCACUUGCACCAGGAGAAUGGGAGGCAGAGACAGGAACUUCAACGUUUGCGCAUUGAGCACUAUCAGAUCGUGGAGGAACUCAAAAAUCGAGUUUUACAGUUGGAAUCGGCUCUCUCUGCUAAAGGUAGCGAAAUCGUUCAAGAGAAGCAACUGACGAAGGAAUUGAUGAAGCACAAGGCGGACUUGAUAGCUAAGUUCCACGAAAGCCAAGAAAAGAACAAGACCAUAGAAGAGAAGUUCCACAAGCUGAAGGAGGUGUAUUCGAAGCUUCGAGAGGAACAUAUCGACUUGAUCAGAAAGAAAGCCGACGUCGACAAACAAUUGGGUGGUAUCAAGAUCGUUCAGGAGCAGGCGGAGAGAAGGACUCAAGAGGCGGAGCAACGUCUUCAGGAACUCGUUCAGGGCCAGACAACCGCCGAGCAGGAGGCGCAAAGGGUUGCCCAGGCUCGUGCCGACCUGGAUGACGUGCGGAAACAAUUCGACGAGUCUAAAACCGAGAAUCUGGCCCUGAUCGCCAAGAUCGACUUCGUCGCCUCGGAAAAAGCCGCCGUGGAGGGUGAUCUCCACGACCUGCUGGCCCAGAAGGAGGAGCUCGAUGUUAAGAUCGGAGAACUCGAGGCGGAGAUCGCGCGGUCGCGAAUCCAGCUGAAGACCGAUGCCGAAGCUAUGCUCUACGAAUUGUUGCUGAACUGUAUCUCCGAGGCGGAAAAUGUCCUUCAGGACUCAAUGCAGAGAAUCGACAAUCCCGCGAUAUCGGCCGUGACGUGCACUCCGGAUUACCUCGGAAGCCUCGUCGAGCAGACGCUGAAAACCGCCGAGGAUCUCGACAGCGCUUACAAAAAUUACGUGGCGGAUCCUUCGCAAAGAGGCCCCCUGAUUCGCACGACCAUUCGCACUGCGUAUGCUUUGGCUGUUUACCUAAUUCACGCUAAAUCGACAUCGAACACGGCGACGGACAUCGCCUUUGGCGAUAGACUGGCAGACGAGUGCAAACAAUUGGGAUCGCAAGGACUGAUUAUGCUCAGCUACGUGAAGGAGAAGUCGCCUCUGGCCAGCGAGCAGAUCGCUAGCGUGAAAAACCAAGUGAAGAAGAUUUCCUUGCUGGUCGACUCACUCUCUAGUGGUCAAGGCAACAUCGAGUCCAUCGGAGACCUCGUGGAGAAUGAGCUCUCCGGCAUGGAUGCUGCGAUAGAAGAGGCCGCCAAUAGGAUACAGGACAUGCUCAAAAAAUCUCGAGUAGCCGACUCCGGCUUGAAACUGGAGGUUAAUGGGAAGAUCCUGGACUCCUGCACGGAGCUGAUGAGGUGCAUCAGAUUGCUCGUCAAGCGGUCCAGAUCGCUGCAGACCGAGAUCGUGGCACAAGGAAAGGGCACCGCCUCCGCUACGGAGUUCUACAAGAGGAAUCACCAGUGGUCCGAAGGCCUUAUUUCCGCAGCCAAGGCAAUCGCCAUGGGAGCGAACUUCUUACUGGAGGCCGCCGACAAAGUCGUAACAGGAGGCGGGAAGUUCGAGCAGCUCGUGGUCGCGUCUCAAGGAAUCGCCGCGUCGACGGCCCAGCUAGUCGUGGCCAGUCGGGUGAAGGCUAAUCGCAACAGCGAGAACUUGUCGGCGCUUUCGGAGGCCUCCAGGGAGGUUACCCGGGCCACGGGAAACGUCGUCGCUACUGCAAAGAGUUGCGGCCAACUUGUCGAAGAAAACGAGGAUCUGGACAUAUCCGGACUCAGUCUGCACCAGGCCAAACGACUGGAGAUGGAGGCGCAGGUUCGCAUCUUGGAGCUGGAGCAAUCUCUUGAAACGGAGAGAUUACGUCUUUCGGCGUUGCGCCGCUAUCACUACCAAAUGGUCGACGAUAACGAGAAGUAGAGGAAGGAGCAGCGAGUAGAGGGAGAGAUCGUCGCGCUGCUGUAGAUAGCAACGAGUCAAAGGAGAUUCAUCGUAAUGACCACACGUUACCACAGAAUUCAACGAAUUGCAGUUCCGGCACGAAGCCGCUAUUUGAUACGCCGUUUACACUUAGAUAUCCAGAGCUCGAGUUCUCAAGGGAAUCGACGAAUCGUCCUUGCUACCCGACCAAGCACUCCACCGGAAGAUAUAUCAAUGCGUCCUAAGUUAUCGCAAACGUCGAUUGUUUAAAAAUCGACCCCGUUAACACAGCUCAGGCUCCAAUGCCGUUAUUCAUCACGCUACGGUCACUGUCGAAUGGGCUGCAAUUUGGGUCGCAAUUGCGAGUAUUCAUCUACAAAGAAAAAUCAAGUUUAAGGGGAUGCGAAAGUAGCAUACGAUGGGUCAGUCGUUCAUGAAACUUUUCGCCGAACUGGGUACACCGAAUGGGGUGAAACUUUACAACGUGAAUA